Messenger RNA from Suillus clintonianus, 3543 nucleotides. RefSeq names its product TPR-like protein. The transcript is spliced from 2 exons. Bases 1 to 3543 code for a protein of 1180 amino acids. Gene Ontology annotation, molecular function: protein binding. The record is from RefSeq and is a predicted model, not a curated record. NCBI's taxonomy places the organism in Eukaryota, Fungi, Basidiomycota, Agaricomycetes, Boletales, Suillaceae.
AUGACGCACCUUGAACGUGCGUCUGAUCUCUGCGCCAUAGAUCAUCCAUGCUGCCCUGCAGCACUAUUCAAUCUAGCUUCCGCGAAGUUUGUUAAUUGCCAAGUAAAUGGAACAUACCUAGACCUCGACAUGCCCAUCUCUCUUUUUCAAGACGCCCUUGCUUUGCGUCCUACUGGUCAUCCUGACCGACCCACGACCCAGCUCCAUCUUGCCAUUUCUCUACUAGAUGACCCCCAUGAAUUGGAUGAAGUGAUCUCCCUUCAUUACGAUGCCCUGCGAUGCUACAACACUAUGCAUGAUGACCGAGGGCAAUUGCUAGGCAAUCUAGGCGCAAUGCUGAACACUCGCUAUCGUCGUCAAGGCAAUAGCCAAGACUUGGACGAGGCCAUAACGCGUCUUGGGGAUGCGCUGGCUUUAAGUCCAGUCGGUCACCCAAAUCGAUCCUCGUUAUUAAAUAACCUUGCGAAUGUGCUCAGAACCCGCUUCAAGCACCGAGGAAAUGACCAAGACUUGGAUGACGCAGUGAUGCUUCACAGGGAUGCGCUGGCUUUACGUCCAGUCGGUCACCCAGAUCGGUUCAUGUCAGUAAAUAACCUUGGGACUGUGCUCUCCACCCGCUUUGAGCACCGAGGCAAUGAGCAAGACUUGGAUGACGCUGUCAUGCUUCACAGGGAUGCGCUGACUUUACAUCCAGUCGGUCACCCAGAUCGGUCCAUGUCAGCAAAUAACCUUGCGAAUGUUCUCUCCACCCUCUUCGAGCACCGAGGCAAUGACCAAGACUUGGAUGAGGCUGUCAUGCUUCACAGGGACGCGCUGGCUUCACGUCCAGUCGGUCACCCAGAUCGGUCCAUGUCAUUAAAUAACCUUGCGACUGUGCUCUCCACCCGCUUCGAGCACCGAGGCAAUGACCAAGACUUGGAUGAGGCUGUCAUGCUUCACAGGGAUGCGCUGGCUUUAGAUGCAGUCGGUCACCCAGAUCGGUUUGGGUCAUUAAAUAACCUUGCGGCUGUGCUCUCCACCCGCUUCGAGCACCGAGGCAAUGACCAAGACUUGGAUGAGGCUGUCAUGCUUCACAGGGACGCGCUGGCUUUAUGUCCAGUCGGUUACCCAGAUCGGUCCGGGUCAUUAAAUAACCUUGCGACUGUGCUCUCCACCCGCUUCGAGCACCGAGGCAAUGACCAAGACUUGGAUGAGGCUGUCAUGCUUCACAGGGAUGCGCUGGCUUUACGUCCAGUCGGUCACCCAGAUCGGUCCUCGUCAUUAAAUAACCUUGCGACUGUGCUCUCCACCCGCUUCGAGCACCGAGGCAAUGACCAAGACUUGGAUGACACUGUCAUGCUUCUCAGGGAUGCGCUGGCUUUACAUCCAGUCGGUCACCCAGAUCGGUCCAGGUCAUUAAAUAACCUUGCGAAUGUUCUCUCCACCCGCUUCAAGCACCGAGGCAAUGACCAAGAUUUGGAUGACGCUGUCAUGCUUCACAGGGACACGCUGGCUUUACGUCCAGUCGGUCACCCAGAUCGGUCCAGGUCAUUAAGUAACCUUGCGAAUGUUCUCUCCACCCGCUUCGAGCACCGAGGCAAUGACCAAGACUUGGAUGACGGUGUCAUGCUUCACAGGAACGCGCUGGCUUUGCGUCCAGUCGGUCACCCAGAUCGGUCCUCGUCAUUAAAUAACCUUGGGAUAUUACUCUCUACCCGCUUCGAGCACCGACGCGAUCGAGAAGACAUCCACGAGUCACAAGAGAAUCUCUGCUGUGCAUUGACUCUCUUGACGCAACAUGAUCCUCGUCUAUUAAUGGUCCAUGGAUCGCUAGCUAACGUCUAUAUGUUGUUCCAUCAAUCGGGACUUGACGGCACUGGUGAACACAUUGACAGUUUGGCUGCUGCCAUGCAUCAUCUCAAGGCAGCAGCAAAUGUUGUCUCUGGAGGUUUGCUAUCUCGCCUGCGAGCAAGUCUACGCUGGGUUGACAAGGCCCACGAACAUUCACAUGCUACUCAACUGGAGGCUUAUGCGACUUCCAUGCAGCUUCUCGACACUUACAUGUCCGCGACAGCUUCAGUAUCGUCUCGUCAUGAUGCCAUGAAGAACUUUCCAAGUACACUUGCCGUGGAUGCUGCAUCAUGUGCGCUUCGUAGUGGUGAUGUGUGUCGCGCUGUCGAGUUGUUAGAACAAGGCAGGACUGUUAUCUGGACCCAGAUGACACGACUCCGCACGCCUCUUGACGGCCUCCAAGAUCUCGGUGAUCAUGCAGUGUCCCUGAUGAAGAAAUUCAGACACUUCAGCUCCCUCCUUGAUGCACCUCCUGCCAAUCGUGCAGAGGGAACCCCAGGAGUCAAUGCAGAAGCAGAAGCAAGCCGGUACCGACGUCUAUUGGAGGACUGGAAUAGAGUUGUAGAAGAUAUUCGCAAGAUCGAGGGCUUCUCUCGCUUCCUACUUCCCCCCUUGUUCUCAGAUCUUCAAAAUGCAGCUCGUGAUGGGCCUAUCAUCGUGCUCGCUGCAAGCAGGUUGUCUUGCAAUGCCAUUAUUGUUCCACACAACCAACCUCCGAUCAACAUUAAACUCUGCAUCAAUUUGGAGAAACUCCAACAUUUGGUGGUCAAAUUCCAACGGGCCAGUCAACCACAGGCCGCUCCCAAACCCACUCCCGAAGCCACUUCCAAGCCCUCUCCAAAACGGACCCAAUCAGCGCUGAUGAAAGCUUUGAUGGAGUUAUGGGACGACGUUGUCAGCCCGGUGGUAGACAAUCUGGACGGAUUUGCACCACGAGGUUCCCGGAUAUGGUGGUGUCCGACGUCUUUCUUCAAUUUUUUGCCGUUGCACGCUGCUGGCGCGUACAGGCAUGGUGGACAGUUGCUUUCGAACCUUUAUAUCUCUUCAUAUACGCCAUCACUUACCGCGCUGAUCAGGGCUCGCAGAAGUCACGACAGAUCCCUGUCGGUGCCCUUUGCUGCCAUCGGUCAGAAUCACCCAGCUGGUCAUCCAUUCACUUUGGAGUGUGUGGAGCCCGAACUAGAAUUGGUGCGGAGUCUUUUGCCCCCUCCUCCGACUGUUUCCUUCACCAAAAUAACGAGCGCUGAGGCAACGAAAUCGAGAGCGUUGGAUGCAUUGCGAGACAAUACCUGGCUUCAUUUUUCGUGUCACGGGACACAGAACUACACAGAACCCUUCAAUUCGGCCUUUCUCAUGCUCGACCAACCGCUUUCACUCCUCGAUAUCGCGCAAACGGAUCUGUCUCGGCAUGAAUUUGCCUUUCUUUCUGCCUGUGAAACCGCAGUCGGUGAUGUAAAUACGCCUGACGAAGUCAUACACCUGGCGGCUAGCCUACAAUUUGCUGGUGUGCAGAGUGUGAUUGGGACAUUAUGGAGUGUCAACGACAGUACGGUGCAGCGCUUAGUCGAGGCAUUCUACAAGAACUUGUGCGGAGAUGGAACAAUGAAUUCCAAGCGGGCUGCACGAGCACUGCACCGAGCGGUCCAGUCGUUGGCCAGUGACAAGGACAUGCCAUUGGAGCAGCGCAUAGUGUUCAUGCAUAUUGGCAUAUGA